CACACCCUCCACAUUCAAUCACACACACAUGCCCCUAUCUUCCAUAGCUACCUAGAUUAUUCACUCCCUCCCUAACAAGCCACACCGUUUCUUGCUCCAAUGGCAGCUUUGGAUCUCACAAUAAGCAUGUUGGCACUCAUAGUUGUUGUUGUUUCUCUUGGCUUGUGGGGUGGUGUUCAAGGUGCGCCACAAGUUCCAUGCUACUUCAUUUUUGGUGAUUCUUUGGUUGAUAAUGGGAACAACAACCAGCUCCAAUCUUUGGCUAGGGCUGAUUACUUGCCUUAUGGGAUUGACUUCCCUGGUGGACCUUCUGGAAGGUUUUCCAAUGGAAAAACCACUGUUGAUGCAAUUGCUGAACUUUUGGGAUUCGAUGAUUACAUACCUCCAUAUGCUGAUGCUAGUGGCGAUGCUAUCCUCAAAGGAGUCAAUUAUGCUUCUGCUGCUGCUGGAAUUAGAGAGGAAACUGGGCAGCAACUGGGAGGGCGCAUUAGUUUUAGGGGACAAGUGCAAAAUUACCAAAACACAGUGUCUCAAGUGGUAAAUUUACUGGGAAAUGAGGACUCAGCUGCAAAUUACUUGAGCAAGUGCAUAUACUCAAUUGGGUUGGGUAGCAAUGAUUACCUCAACAACUACUUCAUGCCUCAAUUCUAUUCCAGCAGCAGGCAGUACUCAACAGAUGAGUAUGCUGAUGUUCUUAUUCAAGCAUAUACUGAACAACUAAAAACUUUGUACAAUUAUGGAGCAAGGAAAAUGGUGCUGUUUGGAAUUGGCCAAAUAGGUUGCAGCCCAAAUGAAUUGGCCCAAAACAGCCCAGAUGGUAAAACAUGUGUGGAAAUAAUUAACACUGCAAACCAAAUAUUCAACAACAAACUGAAAGGUCUCACUGACCAAUUCAACAACCAGCUGCCUGAUGCAAAAGUCAUCUACAUUAACUCGUAUGGCAUCUUUCAAGAUAUUAUAAGCAACCCUUCAGCCUAUGGUUUCAGUGUUACAAAUGCUGGGUGCUGUGGGGUAGGAAGGAACAAUGGUCAAAUUACAUGUCUUCCAAUGCAAACACCAUGCCAAAACAGGAGAGAGUACUUGUUUUGGGAUGCUUUUCAUCCUACUGAAGCUGGCAAUGUUGUUGUGGCUCAGAGAGCUUACAGUGCUCAAUCUGCAUCAGAUGCUUACCCUGUUGAUAUCCAACGCUUAGCUCAGAUCUGAUCUCUGAACAAUGAACAUGGUCUAGAGGGUAGUGGCUAUUAAGCUAGUAUGCCACAACCACAUUUAAUGUUCUUGGAAUGUGUUACAUCUUUUAAGGCAUAAGAGUCUUAAUUAAGUUUUCUCUCUUUUUCUUACAUAUUCAAAUAUGCUAAAUGUUCAUGGUUUCACUAGUACACAUGUAAUUUGUGGAAAAGUUUUGGAAGAUUGCUUAUUUAAUUAUAGUGAAUAAUAGUAGUAUGCCGUUGGCUGAUCGA
This is a messenger RNA of Glycine soja, 1457 nucleotides long. Its product is annotated as GDSL esterase/lipase At5g45670-like. The transcript has 5 exons. Bases 100 to 1203 code for a protein of 367 amino acids. The record is from RefSeq and is a predicted model, not a curated record. Gene Ontology annotation, molecular function: hydrolase activity, acting on ester bonds. Lineage: Eukaryota; Viridiplantae; Streptophyta; Magnoliopsida; Fabales; Fabaceae.